UGACAAGUGUCAAAAGUGCUUGAUUUGUUGAUUUUUAGGUUAUGUUUUGAUGCUGUUAUAAAAGUGUUUCUUGUUUUUUAAUACCAAUAUCCUAAUUAUAAAACUUAUAACGAAGUAAUAACAAACACUUCAGCAAUUCACCUUCAAGACAAAUUCCACAAUACGUAAUGUUGGGCUACUCCAAUGUCGGAAUCCCUGAUAAAUCCUGGCAGCCACCGGUAGCGGUCCUAGAGACUACAAUGGGCACGAUCAUAGUCGAAAUGUACUGGAAACAUUCACCGAAUACUUGCAGAAACUUCAUGGAAUUAGUACGAAGAGGAUAUUACAAUAAUACGAAAUUUCAUAGAGUAAUAAGAGAUUUUAUGAUACAAGGCGGCGAUCCUACGGGAACCGGAAAAGGUGGCCAAUCGAUCUAUGGUCCGACGUUCGAUGAUGAAAUAACCAAUGAUUUGAAACAUACUGGAGCUGGUAUAUUGUCUAUGGCAAAUGCUGGUCCUUGUACUAAUGGGUCACAGUUUUUUAUAACUCUAGCUCCAACACAGUGGUUAGAUGGUAAACAUACAAUAUUCGGGAGAGUGCAGGGUGGUAUGCCAGUUGUUAAACGAAUAGGCUUAGUGGAAUGUGAUAAAAAUGACUGUCCUGUUGAUGAUGUUAAAAUAGAAAGGGGUUAUAUACCAAAAUAGUAAUAAAUUUUCUAAUUCGUA
Papilio polytes (common Mormon) is the source of this 704-nucleotide messenger RNA. It is a transcript of the gene Cypl, whose product is annotated as peptidyl-prolyl cis-trans isomerase CYP18-2. Lineage: Eukaryota; Metazoa; Arthropoda; Insecta; Lepidoptera; Papilionidae. The transcript has a single exon. Gene Ontology annotation, cellular component: catalytic step 2 spliceosome. Gene Ontology annotation, molecular function: peptidyl-prolyl cis-trans isomerase activity. Gene Ontology annotation, biological process: protein peptidyl-prolyl isomerization; protein folding. The record is from RefSeq and is a predicted model, not a curated record. The coding region runs from base 168 to 683 and encodes 171 amino acids.